AUUUUCUUCCUGUCUAGCAGCCGAUCCAACAAUUUACAGUUGCACUACAGCAUGAUAAACAAGUACGUUUUCUAAACAUGAAAACGAAUUUGACACUGUGUGACGCCAACUGCAGUUUUGACAAAAUCAGCUGUUUAACACUUACGCUGCAAGUAAAGCUGUUGGAAUAUUAAACGGAAUUAUAAUUCCAUGAUUACAGUGUUGCCAGUGAUUGAACUCAAAAUAAAAACGAAGCAUCCAGUUUAUUGAUCACCAGCUGCAUACUUAUAUAACUGUUAAAGCCGACACAGGGUCUAGUGCCUUGAGAGUCCUGCAUACGCCAGCAGUCCAUACAUUGUCGUAGGUAAUGUCAACAUGCUGUAUUUGACUAUAAAAUAAGCUAUGGCAGGAGGAGUGAAACGGAAGGUUACAGUUCAUUGGUUUCGGCAUGGCUUGCGCUUACAUGACAACCCAGCCUUGCACGAAGCAUUGAAAGAAAGUGAAGAAUUUUAUGCAGUAUUCAUCUUCGAUGGAGAAAGCGCAGGUACAAAAAAUGUAGGUUACAACAGAAUGAGAUUUCUGAUCGAAUCCCUCAAAGAUAUUGACAGGCAGCUUAGAGCAGUUGGUGGACGAUUGUAUGUCUUUCACAACAACUCAGUCUCUGUGUUUAAAGGUUUGCAUGAAGAGCUAGGUCUUUAUAAACUUUGUUUUGAACAGGACUGUGAACCAAUUUGGCGUCCCCGAGAUAACGCUGUUAAAAAGUUUUGUGAAGAGCAUGGAAUAAUUUGUGUUGAAAAAGUCUCUCACACACUUUGGGAUCCUAAUGUUGUUAUUAAAACAAAUGGAGGUACGCCCCCAUUAACAUACCAGAUGUUCUUGCAUACAGUUGGUGUUAUUGGCCCACCUCCACGACCUGUGAACGAUAUAGACUGGACAGGUGUUACAUUUGGAAAGCUCUCUGAUUACCUUUCUACAGAAUUGAAGGUUGUCAACAGUGUUCUAACACCUGAAAAAUUUGGUGUGUUUCCUGAAAUGGGCAGUGGGGAACAAAUGAUCCGUUGGAUUGGUGGAGAGACACAAGCUCUGGAACACUUGAAAGAACGCCUGUCUCUAGAGGAGGCAGCAUUCCGAGAUGGUUACUAUCUUCCGAAUCAGUCGAAACCUGACCUCCUGGGGCCACCAACCAGUCAAAGUGCAGCACUUCGCUUUGGAUGCCUCUCUGUUCGCAAGUUUUAUUGGAGCAUUCAUGACUUGUUCCACUCUGUUUACAAUGGCAAUCUUCCUUUGAACCAAAAGAUCACUGACCAGUUAAUAAGGAGAGAGUAUUUUUACACAAUGUCAGUCAAUAAUGAGUUUUAUGGUGAAAUGGCUAACAAUCCAAUAUGCCUGAACAUUCCAUGGAAAGAUGGAUCUGAGAAGGGACAUCUAGAGAGAUGGCAAGAAGGGAAAACUGGAUAUCCUUUCAUUGAUGCUGCUAUGCGACAGCUAAAGCUGGAAGGUUGGAUUCACCAUGUGGCUCGUAAUGCUGUGGCCUGUUUUCUUACGCGUGGAGAUCUGUGGAUCAGUUGGGAGGCAGGCUUGCAACACUUUUUGAAGUACUUGUUGGAUGCUGACUGGUCAGUGUGUGCAGGCAACUGGAUGUGGGUGUCCAGUUCUGCUUUUGAACAACUUCUUGAUUGUUCACAUUGUGUUUGCCCAGUUAACUAUGGCAGGCGGUUCGAUCCUUGGGGGGAGUAUAUAAAGCGUUACAUACCUGAACUACAAAACUAUCCGGUAGAAUAUUUAUAUGAGCCGUGGAAAGCACCACUUGAGGUGCAAGAACGAGCUGGCUGUGUUAUUGGAAAGGACUACCCAGAGAGGAUUGUGGAUCAUCAAGAUGCUUCCAGAAGGAAUAAACAAUACAUGCAGCAAGUCCGAGACAUGCUGAUGAAAGCUCCUCCACAUUGUUGCCCAUCUAAUGAGGAGGAGACCAGGCAGUUCAUGUGGUUGCCAGAAAGCUGCAUGGAACAUGUACUGCAUGCUUAGUAAACUUUUACUAUAAGGAAAUGUUAAUUAAAAAUCUCCUUAGCAUCUUAAAGUACCAUUGUUCCUCUUUAGAAUUUCCUUUGUAUGUGUAUGUAGAAAUAGCUUCAGAACCAAGUGGUCAUUGCUGUAAGUUAAGUAAAGAUGCACAUUAUCUGUUCUGUCCAGUAUGAACACAUCCUUUUGUCAUUGACAGUUGAAUGCAGAGUUGUUACUGUUUAUUCAAAGUUUUUUUUGUAAUGAUUCCACAGUUUUGUCAAUAUAUAAUCAGUGGUAUUAAAUAGUUUUUAAGAUUCGUAAACACAAGAAGGCGUAAAAAAAGUAGAAAUACUGGUCAGAGAGAUAACUGGGCUGAAUCAUACUGUGUACUUAUUUUCUUGUUUUGAGUUGAACUGUUACACCAAAGUUGCUUGAAAACUAUGAUCUAGGGGAUGUCCUUGGAAAGUAGCCUUUUGUCUGGAGGAGGAUUUAAUAUAUUAUUACUAAAUGAUGUUUUUGGUCUGUAAGCCAGCUUCACAUUUAGUGGACAGCUGUAUAUGUCUUCAUUAUUAACUAACACUAAGGGUCAUUUAAUAAUUGAAGAAUAUUUCAUCAUAUAAAUGUAUUAACACUGCAAAAACAGGCUAAGCACAACUUUAUGUACUUUUAUGUGCCACUCCAUAUAAACACCCUGAACAUUCACACUUUUGCCAACACCAUGUAAGCAAUACCUUCAGAUAAUACGAACUUGCUUGGUCAUUCAAAGUACAAAAAUUGGUAGGCAUGGAUCUGUUCUUAGAAAUUCACACACAAAUCUGUACGUGCUGAACAAUGAUUAUGUGCAUUAUUCAUGAAGUCAUUUAUUCUUUUACUGCUGCAGUUCACCUUUUCCUUGUCAGUCCAAAAUGACAGUUGAUAAUACCAUUUCUGCUUAUCGUUGACAUCUGUUCACCCGUUUUUAAUCAUCAAGCACUAAUUUCUGAAAUAAAACACUUUUGUAACACCAUCGCCAUAGACAGUAACAAAUCUGCAGUAUUGUGAAAUACAAUAUCAAGUCUGCUAUACAUGCUAGUGCAUCUAACAUUUUCCAGCUGCGUAAAAGCCAAUCACAAGUAACAUUUCACAGUGGAUGGCACACUUAGCUUUACUGAGAUUUUUGCCAAGCUUGUCCCAUUUACUAUAGGAACAGACCCAUUGAAUGAAUAGCACUACACAUGGUUCUACACUUAACUUAGCAUGAAAAACAAAGGAACGGUAAAAACUUAACUGGAGCUCAAGGUCUGCGAUGAAAUACUCCUUACUUUUUGUAUUACUUUCAUAUACUUACAAGAAAUACAAACAAUAUCUCUUGUUUCUCCUCAUACAGGAUUUUGUGUUUCUUACUGUUUCCUCUCUUACUUGUAUCAUUCUUGCACAUAUUU
This is a messenger RNA of Schistocerca nitens (vagrant locust), 3401 nucleotides long. RefSeq names its product cryptochrome-1 (gene cry). The record is from RefSeq and is a predicted model, not a curated record. Gene Ontology annotation, molecular function: DNA binding; FAD binding. The transcript has 11 exons. Gene Ontology annotation, biological process: entrainment of circadian clock by photoperiod; circadian regulation of gene expression. Lineage: Eukaryota; Metazoa; Arthropoda; Insecta; Orthoptera; Acrididae. The coding region runs from base 382 to 2004 and encodes 540 amino acids. Gene Ontology annotation, cellular component: nucleus; cytoplasm.